GGACUUAGCCGCGCCACACAACUUAUUGGACAAUCCUGAACUGCAAUACUUAGUCAGUCAAAUCUGUUUAUCCAGUGGCGCAUCUAGUAGAGCCCAUGCCAGCGCUCGCUCGCUCACCAUAAUUCUUACCCCAUGGAGCAUAAUUACGACCUCGGAAACAAUAUAUAACAUGCAUGAUUGGCAUCCACACUCGUGGCGUGGGCAUCAUAUGCCAAAGUAUCAUAUAUUACAGCCAAUUCUCUCCACCCAUCUGGAAAAUGUCCUCCACUACAGGCCAACUGGAAGAAAGUCUAAGCAAACUUCAGAUCACUGACUCAAAUGCACCGUCUACCCCGGAGCAAUGGGUGCCCUCUAAAUACAGCUCGGACAUAUCUCAGUACGUUCUCGUCAGGCCUCCCCGGGCCCCAUGCGGCCAUCGUCAGCUAUUUGGUUUUCCUAUUACCAAAAAGGAAAUUUGGGACAUGGGUGUCAUUGCUUUCCAACAUGUUCAGCCAGACGAGAUACUACCAGAUGACCACACCUUCUUCGUCAUGAAUUCCCUUACCUUCAUCAAGCUGUCUCUCGGCCUUCGUGUUUGCACUACCGCACGUGGCAAGGUGGUUGGAGACUUGGAUAAUAUCCCACCGCAGUGUUUGACGCCGUCGGGAAAGGUGCUGUUGUUAGUAUUGUGGAGGGAUACAGAACCCGAGGCUACCUGUCCCACGCCCAGUCAAGUGCGUGCCCUGGAGACGAAGAUUGGGCGCUUACCGGGAUGGUGGGUAGAAAUCCCACAAUUUGGAUGAGUACUUAUUCCGCCAUCGUUCUAUCACUGGCUUUGUCGCCUAUCCCACUUGUGCCUACCCAUCUUAUUCAGUAUCUGCCAUAGAACCAAUAACUCUUGCACUUUUACUAUG
Suillus clintonianus is the source of this 893-nucleotide messenger RNA. RefSeq lists its product as uncharacterized. The transcript is spliced from 3 exons. NCBI's taxonomy places the organism in Eukaryota, Fungi, Basidiomycota, Agaricomycetes, Boletales, Suillaceae. The record is from RefSeq and is a predicted model, not a curated record. The coding region runs from base 174 to 782 and encodes 202 amino acids.